UCUGAAAGAAAAAAUUGGGGGUAUUAUGAUGGAGCUUUGAAUAAAUAGCUCAUUUAUUUUUGAUUACAUAUUAUGUAGUUUACGCAGCUGGCAAUGAUGUUGAGCUAUACGCUGUGUGAAAGAGAUAACCAUAUUAUACAAUGUUUGGCAUUUAUCGUUGUAUGUAGUUGUGCUUCGACAAACGGAGUAUUUUACAACUACCAAUUUUUAUAAUAAAACACAUAUUUCGAUUAAAUAAAUAUAUUUUCAAUCGAAUCAAAAUGUGUUAAAAAAUCUUAGUUAAAUAUCUGCAUAAGUUUGUUAAUUUCCACGAAGUGUGAUUAUAAAACAAAUUUGGGUGAGCAAAGUGAAAAUUUUCACCUAAGAUAUUGACACCGAGUUGCCACUUCAAAAGCAAAAAAAAAAAGUAAGAAAAACAUAUAUUUUGAAGCCCUAAGGUUAGUUUGGUUAAGACGUGAUGACAAAUUACUGUAUUCAGUUUUGUUUUUAAGGAUAUAAGCACAUUUUGUUUGUUAUGUGCUAUUUAUUUAAAUUCGCAUUAAAAUUACUGUAUGAAAUAAAAAUUAGGACAGCCAAAAUACACUAAAGUCAAUCCAUAAUUUAUAUAUACAUAUAAUAAAAAAAACAUUAAAUAAUAAAAUAUAUAUUAUGAUCAUACAAGAGCCAGUGCAGUCUGCCAUAUGGCAUUGUCUAAAUCACUAUGACCACAAGGACGCUGUAUUUCUUGCGGAACGAUUAUGCUCUGAAGUUGAAAGUGACGAAACCAUAUUUAUAUUAGCUACUAGUUAUUAUCGUUCAAACUUCAUACAUCAAGCGUACUGGUUACUUAAGGAAAAAUCUAGACGCUCUCCUCAAUGUAGAUAUUUGCAGGCGAAAUGUGCUUACCAACUGAAAAAGUAUGCGGAAGCCGAAUGUGCACUAACAAAUUGUGGUUUUGGGGAUUCGAGAAAUUUUGAUGAAAUGGCCAAAGAUUAUGGUGAAGUUGCAUGUUUCGUAUUUCAACUGAUAGCGCAGAUUUGUAUAAAAACAGAGAGAAAUAAAAUUGCGAUAGAAGCGCUAAAAAGAGCAUUGAAGCUGAAUCCAUUUAUGUGGCAAGCUUUUGCGGAUUUAUGUAGUUUAGGAGAUAAUGUAGACGCCAAUACCGUAUUUCAAAUAUCAAGUACAGACAUAUUUAGUACUUGUCAGGGCAAUUCAAAUACAAAUUCCAUGAUUUUGUUCGGCAACUCUAACAAUUUCAAUGACGCCAAUAUAGUUUUAAAUAAUCAAACUAACAUCAACAUAAAUAUAACUAAUUCAAAUAAUUACAAUAUCGGUACAGUAUCUGUUGAAGGUUUAUCAAAUAACGGAAUGAACAACACUUCCGCAUAUAUACUCUCCACGCCUAAUGAACAACAAUCUCAAAUACAGAACAAUAGUAUAUUAGCGUUACAAAAUCUAACAACACCAAAUAACAAUCUCAACAGUUCGAUAACCAUGUUGCGCGGCAACACCAAUGGACAGCAGAAUCAAAAUAAUAGUAUGGUUAUGUUAGAAGAUACACCUUCGGGCUAUGGAAAUGAUCACAACAUCGGUGUAAAUACAGUGGAAAGUGGAUUCGGUACGCCGUUUAGAAAACAAUUUAAAUAUCUAUCAACAUUUUCACCAACAACGCCUAGCUUUGGUGUACUACCCCUUAAUAGUCCUUGUACGGGGUUGGAAUCACCUUUUAUUGGUAAUAUAGGUGCUGGACACAUUCAAACCAAUUUAAAUAUAACCAAUUCACCCUCGCCUCAAACAUUAGCAGAAGUUAAUCAGGAGCAAAAAUUGUUGGGUAAAAAACUUAAAGUACACGUUGGUGGCUUAAUAAACCGAAAAGAUACUUCGAAUUCCGGUUCAAAUAAGCCUGCCGUAUUUACACAGACUGGAAACAUAACACCACGUACACCUAAUAAUGUCGGAAAUAUGAAUACAGGUGCUGCCAUUUCUAAUGCUGCUGUACGUAGGAGUUCACGCCUCUUUGGCAGUAGCGCGUAUUCAGUGAAAGAGAACAAUAAAUCACCCAAUAUAAACAAUAAUAAAUUUUUGCAGCCACGUUCCCCACCACGUAAAACAAAAACACGUAUGACGAAAAUAACACUCAACAACGAAUUGAUUGAGGAAAAAUCGAUAAAUAUGAAUUCGGAUAAAAUAAAUGAAAAAAGCUGUAGGAAAGAUAAAGAGAAAGUGGAAACAAUAACAUCAGCAACAGGACAUAUUCGCACAGCCGAAGAUACCAAAGUUUUACUUAAUAACAGUCUUAAUAAUGCUCAAACUAUGACGCACCAUGUGCUCGCCUUAAAAAAACAAUCUGCCGAUGGUUUAAUGACGUUAAUGCGUGACUUGGGCGACGGUUACAAACAUUUAGCACUUUUUCAAUGUAAAACAGCAAUAAAACAUUUGGAGGCUACGAUACCAAAACAUCAUCUGUGUUCCAGUUGGGUGCAGUCACUGAUUGGACUAUCUCAUUAUGAGCUGAGGGAAUAUGAGUUGGCGGUACUAAUAUUUAAACGAAUUCAUGAAACAGAACCACAUCGAUUGGACUAUAUGGAGAUUUAUUCAUCGUCUCUGUGGCACUUGCAAAAGGAAGUGGAUUUAUCAGCUUUAGCACAAGAUUUACUUAAUCAAGACAAAUUAUCACCAGUAACAUGGUGUGUUGCAGGCAAUUGCUUCUCUCUGCACAAGGAGCACGAAACAGCAAUAAAAUUUUUUAAACGUGCAGUGCAAGUUGAUUCUGAAUUCGUUUACAGUUACACACUUUUGGGGCAUGAACUUGUGCUAACUGAAGAACUAGAUAAAGCAUUAGACUACUUCCGUGCAGCGGUAGUACGUGAUCCGCGGCAUUACAAUGCAUGGUUUGGAAUUGGUACCAUAUAUUCAAAACAGGAAAAAUACGAAUUAGCAGAAUUACAUUACAUUAAAGCCUUAAAAAUCAAUCCGCAGAACUCUGUGAUCCUAGUGCACAUAGGUGCAAUGCAAUAUUUUAUGCAAAAAAAAGAAUUAGCACUUCAAACCUUAAAUACAGCUGCUGCAUUGGAUCCUAAGAAUCCACUUGCACGUUUUCAUCGUGGUUCAAUCUACUUUUCUUUGGGUAAACAUCAAGAGGCGUUACGUGAACUUGAAGAGCUUAAAGAGAUUGUGCCAAAGGAGUCUGUGGUCUUUUACUUAAUCGGCAAAAUACAUAAAACAUUAGGUAAUGUCGAUUCAGCAUUAAUGCAUUUCAGCUGGGCCACAGAUCUAGAUCCAAAAGGAGCAAACAACAUAAAAGAUGCCUUCGACUCAAUGUCACAUCCAAGUUGUUGUCCCAAUCUGAACGAAACAAGUCUUGAGGCUGAUCUUGAACCUAUAUCAGAACGCUCCGAUGAUUCAACGCAGGCGCAACAAGAUAUUAACUAUGAUAGUGAUGCUUACUAGAUUCUAAGAAUCAUUUUGACUGAGUUGUGGUGUGGAAAGAAUAUAAUAUAUAUAUAUAUAUAAUUAUAAUAAAAAACAACUGCAGAUAACAAUUAUAAAGCUUAACAUUCUUUGCGUGUAAUAUUUUUGUUCAGUUAAUGAUAAUAAUAC
Molecule: messenger RNA, 3579 nt
Organism: Teleopsis dalmanni
Lineage: Eukaryota; Metazoa; Arthropoda; Insecta; Diptera; Diopsidae
Product: cell division cycle protein 27 homolog
Exons: 4
Coding region: 649-3429 (926 amino acids)
Biological process (GO): cell division
Molecular function (GO): protein binding
Source: RefSeq, a predicted model, not a curated record